AUGGCCGUAGCGAUGCCAGCUGCGCGCUCGCUUCUCCUGCUUCUCCUCCUGGUUGCGCCGCUGGCGCCGGGCUCGUCGGAGGCGGCAGUCCGGCCGAACCCCAAGAUCGUCAACUGGGUCGCAGACAAUGCCCGCGCCUCCACGCCCGACAGCUUCGGCGCCCUCGUCUUCGACCUCUCCGUCGGCACGCCGCGGCAGACCCUCUCCUUCGUCAUGGACAUCACCGAGCAGCUCGUCUGGGCGCAGUGCGGCCAACAUGGGUUCACGCAGUCGCAGGCGCCCACCUUCAGGCCCGGCAGCUCCUUCGCCCCGAUUGGCUGCAAGGACACGGCAUGCCAGAGCCUGGCCCCCGACGACAACUGCAUCCACCCCGACGACCACUGCAAUUACGCAUGGGACUUCCAGCGCCACGGCAGCGGCUCCAUGUCCGGCUACCUCGCCACCGAGACGUUCAGCUUCGGGGCCAAGUCCGUCCCCGGCAUGGUGUUCGGCUGCAGCGACAACGUCACGGCGCGGGCCCUCGGCGGCGUCUCUGGCUUCGCCGGAUUCGGCAGGGCCCCACUCUCCCUCGUCUCGCAGCUCCACGUCUCCAAGUUCUCCUAUUUCAUCGACGACAACAGCUUCCUCGGCUUGGGCGACGCGGGCGCCGCGCCGGCUUUGGGCAACAACAGCACGCCGCUGCUGCUAGCCACGACCAAACAGGACAGUUACCUCUACUACGUCAACCUCACCGGCAUUCAGGUCGACGGGGAGCUCCUCGCCGACAUCCAGGCGGGGGCCUUCGCCGUCAAGGAAGACGGCUCCGGCGGGGUGUUCCUCAGCACAACAAUUCCCUACACAUUCCUCCCAGAGGCCGCGUACCAGGUUCUGAGGCAGGAGCUCGCGAGCAGGAUUCGGUCACAGGGCGUAGCUCCGAUGAACGCCACAUCCGACGACCUGUACUUCCUCAAGGAGAACUUCCGCAGCGUUAAGGUUCCAAGGCUAGCGCUGGUGUUCGACGACGCCGACGCGGCGAUGGAGCUCAAUGUGAAGAACUACUUCUCCAUCUACGACGAAUGGCGCACGUGCCUCACCAUACUGCCGUCGCCGAACGGCGCGGCCGUCCUGGGCAGCCUGCUGCAGACGGGCAGGACCAUGACCUACGACAUUCAUGGCGACGGCGGCCAGCUGACAUUCGAGCCGGUGGCAGCGGGUGGCCCGGACCCGGCGCUGGCGCAUGCGGGUGGCCCGGACCUGGCGCCGGCCCAUGCGCAUGCGGGCGCCCCUGCGCCGGCGCGCGGGUCGCUCGUCAUAACAGGCACUCUUCUGGCCUGGGUGCUCCUCUUCCAGCAGUUCUAG
Triticum turgidum subsp. durum (durum wheat) is the source of this 1338-nucleotide messenger RNA. The record is from the annotation of a GenBank genome assembly. Lineage: Eukaryota; Viridiplantae; Streptophyta; Magnoliopsida; Poales; Poaceae.